CUUACCAUUUACUGGCAGAAAUGGGCUUCCAUAGCUUCCAUACAAAAGAGUUGGUCUGAAGAAACAUUUAAUUUAAUUUCUUUUGAUAUAUUUACUGUUGUUUUUUCUUUGCCCUCUAAGUUAUUUCAAUCUUGUUUAUUCAAACACUGCCAUGAAUUACACUGAUUCACUGUUAUUCACCACUUUGAUAUUUGUUUGGAAAAAUGAUGUUUAAAUUCUACAUUCUUUUUUGGGGUAUACUUUUUAUUUUUGUUUAAAAUGUAUUAUUGUAGUGUGGUAUUGCUACUUUUACUUAAAUAAACGAUCUGAAUAAUUUAAUAAAAUCCACUUUAUAAACUUGUGUAACUACUGUAUGUAAAAUGUGAAUGUAUAAUUUGUGACACCUGCACUUUUUUCUUUACAGUGAGCACUAAUGCUUAGAAAUGAAAUAAAUCAGUGAAGGUCAAUCACUGUGCCAUGUGUGAUUCAUUAUUCAUUCAGUUUCUGCAACAAAUCAACAAAGGUAACUUUAGGAUUAUGAUGCUUUCCUUCAAGAUUAAUUAAAAUACUUUACAAAUUAAUCAAUUAAUAUUUGAAUCAAAUUCCAAAUCACAUGAUUAAUUUCAGUGAAAUGGGACACUAGAUUACUAGAACAUCAACACUUUUGUCUGGCUUGUAUAACCUUGGCAAAAUCUGUAGAUAGUAAAGAUAAAUUAAAAUGCAAUGACAGCAGUAUCUGAGUUAUAAAACAGCACAAACAGCAGAAUGAUUAUGAAAUCAAAUCACCACAUACAGGAUGUCACACCUACUUUGGAGGACUAACUGGAAAUGCCACUGCCGUGGUUGAGCAGUUCUGCUGUUUCACUUCCUGCAUGCAGUGCAGUAACAACCUGCUUCGAGUUAAAAUGUAUUAUCUCUUGUUUUACACCGUGCGUAUUCUCAGCUUCUUUUCACCAUUGUGUCUGUUAUUUUCAAGAGUGGAUGCUUUCUAUGCUCAUGGUUUGGUUCGUUGCCAGUUUGCUUCAAGCGAUGGCCAUGAUGCUGUUUACCUGGUGCAGAUCUACUUUAACAAGGUGUUUCUGGCCCAAUACAACAGCACUUUGGGAAAAUAUGUCGGCUACACAGAGAAAGCAAAGGAAAUUGCAGAUGGCCUCAACAAAAACGAAGCUUUUUUGAAACAGGAAAGAAAGAACACAGAGUCCUGCAAAACAAGCAUCCCACUAUUAUCUGAUGCCUUAUUGAGAGCAGUUGAGCCCACUGUCAAGCUGAGGUCAGUUAAGACAGCGAGCAGCAAACAUCCAGGCAUGCUCGUCUGCAGCGUGAACGACUUUUACCCCAAACUAAUCAGAGUGACAUGGCUGAGGAAUGGAAAGGAGGUGACAUCUGAUGUGACGUCCACUGAGGAGCUGUCCAAUGGGAAUUGGCUCUACCAGACCCACUCCUAUCUGGAAUAUACACCCAUAAAUGGAGAGACGAUCACCUGCAUGGUGGAACAUGCCAGCCUCAUGGAGCCAAAGUUUUAUGACUGGGACCCCAUGCCUGACUCAAACAGGAAUAAGAUUGCUAUCGGGACAGCCGGGCUGCUGGUGGGUCUUGUCUUUUUCAUUGUUGGGCUGAUUUGCUACUACAAAAGGAGAACUACUGGGCGAGUGUUGGUGCCAACAAGUUGAGACAAUAAAGUUGGGACAACCUGAAACUUGAAAAUAUUUAUAAUAUAAGUUACACUAAUUACAUAAUCCGGUAUAAAUGACUUCAAGUAUAUGAACAUUUCUACUGGAAUCAACUAUCUUUGCAACACUCAAAGGUCCCAUGAAAUGAGAGAACCUACAAAAUCUGUGGAUCGAUGGGACCCUGCACCAAACAUGAGGAAUCUGACCUAAGAGCCAAAUAGGUUGCAAAUAAACUGAAAAACAGACCCUAUCUCUGAGGACUGCUCAUCUCCAUAGAUUAGAAUUAGGUGGAAAGUGACAGAUUGUAUAUGCUUGAGGUCCACAGCACUAUGGAGAAACCACCACUAUCUUAAUGUUCAAGAUUAUUUUAAAGUCAAGCUAGUUUGCACCAAAAUCCACAGGUGUAUCUCACUAGAUGGAAUCUGUGUAUGGACCCCCGAGUCAUCAAGAAAAACAGAUGCUCCACGAGAGGAGAGAUGGACGGGAUCCUCAAUAUGAAACUCACUAAAAGGCACUGAAUGAUCUGUAUUGUAGUUCUAUACAAAUGUUUUGUAGUCAUCGGCCUAGAUGGUUGUUUGUUAUUUACCAUAACAAAUAUGGCUGGUUUAAUCAAAGGAAAAGGAAAAUUUAACUAAAAUUGGUCUUCUGGUUACACAGAUGUUGUAUGUUGUGUUUAUGUAACAGCCCAGUUAUCUAUCAUUUGGUCAUUAUUUUACCCACCAAAACCAUUUAUCGUCCUCUGAGCUUUAUUUUUCAUCUUUGUGCCAAUAUUAAAUAUCAGGAAUGCAGUGGAUCAAUAUAUAUAUAUAUAUGCAUAACUUUUAUUUAUUGUCUGAACUCUUUUGUAAGCACAUGUGUACAUUUAUGUUUAGUCUUUAUGAUCAUUUAUAAAACUUUAAGGCUGGAAUAAAGAUUGAUCAAUCUGUAAUGUCUAUAUAUAACAGAAUUAAUUGGCUUAUUCAUGAACUGGAUGCAAACUGUAAGUGUGCUGCUAUAUCCUCAGAUGACUCAUUCUCCUCAUCUUCACUCUACAUAGACUCCUAAAUUGUGUAUAUUCAUAUACAUGACUUUACAACUUGAUGGGCCUAAAAGUUCAAAGCUGUGAUGACAAAAACUAAGAUCUCAAUAAAACCUCAGAGCUCUGUGGUUUCCUCUGUACUUACAAUACAUGUUGUGACCUACUUUUAUCACUGCUCUCAUCAACCUAACCAUCAGGUAUUUAAGCCCUCAGUGUAGUCUUACAGACAAGGGGCAACCUUGUAGCUUGGGACACUCAGGCCUGGUUUGAUACUCAUGAGCAAUAUGAGGAGGGGAAGAGUCAGGACAUGAUAUAAGAAAGGUUAACUCUCACAGAAGACAAAAAAAGGCAACAAAACAAAGACUUGUUUGUUUUGGGGCACUGUGGGGCUUCACACAUGCUGCAUGGGUUGUCCUCUGCUAAACCCUACAACACUGGAUAAAAUAAUUGUUGUCUUUUAUAAUGCAGAUUUUAGUUUUCAGCAGGAUCUGGCCAUCGUUGGCUUGAUAUCAUGUAGUGUGGAGGCUCUCAUUAGGUUAGGUCAAUGAUUCAUAGCGUAAGGGAACAAAACAUAAAUAAUCAAUGUUUAUGACCCCUGAGCCACUAUGAGGCCCACAAAUGAGUAAUUUAAAUCCUUUCUUGAGUACAGAAAGUCCUGUUUUUAUCAUAAUUUACAGUUUAUUUAUGCACACUGUCAUUUCUCAGCAGCUGCCAAAACCAGUUGGACUGCUGUUUUAACAUCAAUAUUUAUUAAAGCUAAAUAACACAGACAUUCUGGUUAAGCUCUUCUUUCUAUAAAAGGAUUUUGUUUUAUAACAGUGCACUUUUGGUAACUCAAGAAUACUUGGAUACACGUCAGUGAUUAUUGACCGAGGACACAAUUUUAUGACUUUGUUGUACACACAGUCUGGUCAUGUGAUUGGUGUCUGAGUUCCUUACUGGCAAAAGGUAUGUAAAUGAUCCUUUAUAAUGACUGUCAAGUUGCAAUGUUCACCUUUGAUCUAGUGUUGGUUUUAUUUUAGGUUUAAUCAUUUUCUAUUUUUAUAUUCAUUUUUUGACAUCGAUUUGGGCUUUUAUUUUGAAGGGCAAGUUUUCCCCACCCUGCUUUGUAAAAGCGGAUGUAAGGGAACUGGCAGACAAGAGCAAGUGUUUGGUUGUGAAAAUGCUCUUCUUGUGAUGAAAACUCUAAGACCUUGCUGGACAGCGAACAAGCUCUUACAGUGUGUUCGUGAAUACGGCACUGUGUAUUGGCAAUAAAGUCCUCAUGAACCAUCAGUUUGAGAGUUGGCCAUCAUUCUAGCUGAGGAUGCUACAACGAUAAUGACAGAUAAACCUUAUUGCUCUGUGCAGAUUGAGAG
Molecule: messenger RNA, 4025 nt
Organism: Thunnus maccoyii (southern bluefin tuna)
Lineage: Eukaryota; Metazoa; Chordata; Actinopteri; Scombriformes; Scombridae
Product: H-2 class II histocompatibility antigen, E-S beta chain-like
Exons: 6
Coding region: 852-1649 (265 amino acids)
Biological process (GO): immune response; peptide antigen assembly with MHC class II protein complex; antigen processing and presentation of exogenous peptide antigen via MHC class II
Cellular component (GO): MHC class II protein complex; membrane
Molecular function (GO): MHC class II protein complex binding
Source: RefSeq, a predicted model, not a curated record